Molecule: messenger RNA, 771 nt
Organism: Striga asiatica
Lineage: Eukaryota; Viridiplantae; Streptophyta; Magnoliopsida; Lamiales; Orobanchaceae
Source: the annotation of a GenBank genome assembly
AUGGGUGGAUUUCGUAAAGUCGAUACAGACAAAUGGGAGUUUGCAAACGAAGGAUUCAUAAAAGGACAUAAGCAAAUGCUGAAAAACAUCCAAAGGCGCAACAAAUCACAUCACUCGAUGAUGGAUCCUCUCACGAUACAACUAUCCAAACAAAACUGCUUCUGUGGAGGCCGAAAUCGAGCAUCUGAGGAAAGAGAGAAGUUUAAUGAUGCAAGAAGCGUUCGAGCUACAGAAUCAGCAAAGAGGGACCAUGCAACAAAUGAGGAUGGUGAACAAGAGGAUCCAUUCGAACGAGAGAAGAAACGAUCGACGACCACCAUGAGCGCACUCGCCAAUUGUGCGGUGUUGUCCAAGAAUGGCACUCCAACUUCGCGGAACUCAUGUUUCAGCAGAAAGAGUACAUCAAGGCCCUCAACACCUGACUGUACCUCAACCUCAUCGACACCAACUGGAAAGAAAAACUAUAGUGAAGACAAUAUGAAGGAGGAGCUCGAGCUGAGGGCCAAAUGUGCCGAGUCGAGAAAUGAGUUGGCUCAAAAAAUAAGGGAUUUCUGGAAUUGGUCCAUCAAGUACAUGCAGAAACGGGCUAGUAUGGAUGACGCGGGACCUGAUGAGGUUGGUAUCAGACAGGAAGCGAAUGAAUUGGUCAUUACGUUUGUACGCCUCAUUCAGAAAUCGGGUAACUACACCAAUAGCCGAGUGACCCUUCUGGUUUUGUAUCUAUACACAAGAAUCUCAUUCACGACCGACUGGAUUGCUCAGAAAACUUAA